GGGACAGACGUGGAGGGGCGGGGCUAACACGCAUCAUCACACACUGAUCUGUUGUUGUUCCGCUCGACACCUAAGCUAACGGCUAACAGCUAACACAAACCGACAAGAUGGAGCAACGCUCGCGCUGCUAACCUCUCGCCCGAUUCCGGUAGUUAGCUCGUGUCAGCUGAGAGUAACCCGGGUCAGCUGAGAGCAACCUGGGCCGGCUGUGAAUAAUCCGGGUUAGCCGUCCCUGUCCGGGCUUAGUGUCCUUGUUGUGGAGGAGGACGGGUUCGCUAACCGCUUAGCUCCGUUAGCAUGUUCAGCUAAGCGGCCAAUGUUGUUAAUGUUAGCUUCUUUAGCUGUUAGCUUCUAGUGAAUAACCCGGUAGUUAGCGUGUGUUCUUACUGUAUUCCGUUAUAUUUAUCAUUCCAACACCGUUCCGUGUCCCGGGUUGUUGUCCCGGGAUGUGUCGCCGUGCAAAAACUAACACUGUGGAGCUAACGGUUAGUCUCAGCUAACGUUAGCCGUUAGCCGGAGCUAACGGGAGUCUUUGUUUGGAUGGUGGAGCAGCGUUAGCUCGGACCGUUAGCCUCGUUAGCUUCGUCCUAGUAAAGAGAGACAUCGAUGCUAAGCUAACAGAUGUGUCAGCAGUUUCUGGGCAGAUUUCAGUGGUUUUUUUUUUUUUUUUUACGUGUGUCUGACAUGCAGCUGUCAGCUCCUCCAGCUGUCCACUGACCUUCAUCAUCAUCAUCAUCAUCAUCAUCAUGGCCGCUAGAUCAGGCUGCAGGUGUGCUGUGUACCUGCUCGUUCUGUCAGGAUGCAUAGCUGCGUCUCAGAGGAACGACAAUGUCUACGUCUCAGGGAUCUCUAACGCCUGUGGGGAUGUGGCAGAGCUGCUGCGAGCGUCCAGCGGUGUCAUCACCAGUCCUGGUUGGCCCUUCCAGUACCCGGCUCGUCUCAACUGCAGCUGGAACAUCAGAGCCAGACCAGGGGACACUGUCACCAUCAGCUUCCAGGACUUUGACCUGCAGGGGUCUCACCGCUGCUUGUCAGACUGGAUGUCCAUCAGCAGCUACAGGAGUCUGGACGGUCUGAGGGUCUGUGGCUCCGCCCUGCCUCCACCCUACAUCUCCACCCAGGACCAUGUGUGGAUCCACUUCCACUCUGACGACAGUCUGACGGGGAAGGGCUUCAGACUGUCCUAUGUCACAGGUAAACCAGAGGCGUCCAGCUGUGAUGUGGACCAGUUCCACUGCUCCAACGGGAAGUGUGUCCCGGACUGGUGGCGCUGUAACUCGAUGGACGAGUGCGGCGACAACUCUGACGAGGAGCUGUGCGUGGAGUCGCCCUUCUCCUUCCAGCCCUGCAGCCUGAACCAGUUCCCCUGCCUGUCUCGCUACACCCGCAUCUACACCUGCCUGCCGCACAGCCUGCGCUGCGAUGGCAGCAUCGACUGCCAGGACCUGGGCGACGAGAUCGACUGUGACGUCCCAACCUGCGGAGAGUGGCUGAGGAACUUCUACGGCUCUUUCAGCUCGCCAAACUACCCCGACUUCUACCCUCCAGGAAGUAACUGCACCUGGCUGAUCGACACAGGCGACCACAGGAAGGUCAUCCUGAGGUUCACGGACUUCAAACUGGAUGGGACCGGUUAUGGCGACUACGUGAAGGUCUACGAUGGUCUGGAGGAGAACCCUCGCCGUCUCCUCAGGGUCCUGACCGCCUUCGACUCCAGGGCGCCGGUGGCUGUGGUGUCAUCGUCCGGUCAGCUCCGAGUUCACUUCUACGCCGACAAGAUCAACGCAGCCAGAGGAUUCAACGUCACCUACCAGGUGGACGGUUUCUGCCUGCCGUGGGAGGUUCCGUGUGGGGGGAACUGGGGCUGUUACACGGAGCAGCAGCGCUGUGAUGGGUACUGGCACUGUCCCAACGGUCGAGACGAGCUCAACUGUUCCACGUGUCAAGAGGACGAGUUCCCAUGUUCUAGAAACGGAGCGUGUUACCCUCGAUCAGACCGCUGCAACUACCAGAACCGCUGCCCCAACGGUUCUGAUGAGAAGAACUGCUUCUUCUGUCAGCCGGGGAACUUCCACUGCAAGAAUAACCGCUGUGUGUUUGAGUCAUGGGUGUGUGAUGCUCAGGACGACUGCGGCGACGGCAGUGAUGAGGAGAGCUGUCCUGUCAUCGUCCCCACCAGAGUCAUCACUGCUGCCGUCAUCGGCAGCCUCAUCUGCGGCCUCUUGCUGGUCAUCGCCCUCGGCUGCACCUGUAAACUCUACUCGCUGCGCAUGUUCGAACGGAGAUCAUUUGAGACGCAACUGUCCAGAGUGGAGGCGGAGCUACUGAGGAGGGAAGCCCCGCCCUCUUAUGGUCAGCUGAUCGCCCAGGGCUUGAUCCCACCUGUGGAGGAUUUCCCAGUGUGCUCCGGGAGCCAGGCGUCCGUCCUGGAGAACCUCCGUCUGGCUGUCCGAUCUCAGCUCGGCUUCACCUCCCUCAGACUGCCAUCCUCCGGUCGUCAUAGUAACCUGUGGCGCCGUCUCUUCACCUUCUCGCGGUCUCGGCGGUCUGGAUCGUUGGCUCUGGUGUCAGCUGACCUGGAGGACAGCGCCGGGACAGGGAGCACUGGGAGUUCUGGUUCAGACCUGCUGUCUCCAGACUCUGACGACACAGACACUGAGGGCGAGCGGGGGCGGGACCGAGGCAUGGGUGCGGUGGGCGGGCCCGUCGCCCCUCUCCCCCAGAAGACCCCACCCUCCACUGCCGUAGAGGCCGUGGUGUCUGUGACGACGUCCUCAACCUCCGUGACGCCGACACCCGUCUGCGACCGAGGCCGUGACAGGCCCAGAGAGGCCCCGCCCCCCUCCAGCCCCGUCACCGUGGUAACCUCCAGCCCAGAUCCUGAAUGUCACAGCGACGCCUCUGAGCUCCAGACUCCGCCCACCUCCGCCCUGCAGCGGCUGGCCCAGAACCUGCACCGCCUCGCCAGAAACCUGACCAGAGCCAGCCAGAACCAGCAGGACCACACCUGGACCAAUCACAGCCCACUGCGUCAGCUGGAGACAGGAAGAGGCGGGACUGAGGCCGCGGAGCAGCGAGGAAACAGAGAAGAAGAAGAAGACGUGGAGCUCCUGAUCCCCGUCUCCGACUCUGACUCCUCGUCCUCCUCACUGAUCAGCGACGUCCGGCAGCCGCUGCUGGAGCCACACCCCUCCUCCACCACCGGCCGCGCCCCCCAUCACCACCGUGGAAACGGUUGUCGAGGAGGGCGGGACGGCCCCUGUGAACACUGUGGGAUGGUCCACACGGCUCAGAUCCCUGACACCUGUCUGGAGGCCACGGGCAAGACGGAGAGCAGUGACGACGAACUGCUGCUGCUCUGCUAACAGGAUGACAGGCAGGCUAACACGCUAACAGGCAGGCUAACACUUCAGACUGGACUAUAAUUACCUAACUAGAGUCAUGAAGCUAACACUACAACCAGCUAACAGGCUAACACUUUAGACUGGACUACAGCUAGCUAAAUGGAGUUAUGAAGCUAACACUACAACUAGCUAACAGGCUAACACUUUAGACUGGACUACAGCUAGCUAGCUAAAUGGAGUUAUGAAGCUAACACUACAACUAGUUAACAGGCUAAAUAUUCAGACUGGACUACAACUAGUUAACAGGCUAACUCUUCAGAGAGGACAAUAAUUUGCGAACAGGCUAACACUUCAGAUUGGACUACAUCCAGCUAAAAUACAUACACUUCAGACUGGACUACAAUAGCUAACAGGCUGAUGCUUCAGGUUGGACUACAAUUAGCUAACAGGCUACCUCUUCAGACUGAACUACAACUAGCUAACAGGUUAACACGUCAGACUGGACUAUAUCUAGCUAAUAGGCCAACAUUUCGGACUGGACUACAACCAGCUAAAAUACAUACACUUCAGACUGGACUACAAUAGCUAACAGGCUAACUCGUCAGACUGAACUACAAUUAGCUAACAAGCUGACGCUUCAGAUUGGACUACAGCUAGCUAACAGGCUACCUCUUCAGACUGAACUACAACUAGCUAACAGGUUAACACGACAGACUGGACUAUAUCUAGCUAAUAGGCUAAGAUUUCGGACUGGACUACAACUAGCUAAAAUGCAUACAUUUCAGAUGGGACUACAGUUAGCUAACAGGCUGACAUUUUAUGCCAUAAUACAGUUAGCUAACAUACAUAUAUUUCAGGCUGGACUACAACUAGCUAACAGGCUAACACUUCAAUCCAGACUAAAGCUAGCUAACUGGAGUUGUGAGGUUAACACUACAGCUAGCUAACAGGCUAACACUUGAGACUGGACUACAGCUUGCUAAUUGGAGUCAUGAAGCUACACUACAACCAGCUAACAGGCCAGCAAUUUAGACUGGACUACAGUUAGCUAACUGGAGUCAUGAUGCUAACACUAUAGCCACACCUGUUAGCAUGUUAGCUGGGUUAAAGAUUAGCUCUCAGUGAUGUCAGAGCUGAUAAGACCAAUCAGAUGCCAGGGGUGUGAUGAUGUCACUGGUUGGAUUCAGAUGUCGGUACGGUUUUAACUCCACUGUUGUUUCCCUCGAUGCAUCCGUUAAAAGGUUCCCCUACUCCCCAGCUUGAUGGUACGACUGUGAACUGAGUCCUGACACAACAGACUUAUCAGAGGAACCUUAUGUGGGUGCCACACUUUAAAGGGUCCUCUCUUUGUUUCUGAGGAGGGUCAUGUGACCAGAGGGGUGAAGUGUCUUGUUACUGUUAGCGUGACCUUGAAGAGCUGAUCCAUGGGUAGCAGUUAGCGGGCUAGUUUCUGUUAGCAUCACCUGAAGAGCUGAUCCACAGGUAGCAGCUAGCAGGCUAAUAUCUGUUAUCUGUGUAACCUGGAGAGCUGAUCCACAGGUAGCAGCUCGCAGACUAGUUUCUGUUAGCAUCACCUGAAGAGCAGAUCCAGAGGUAGCAGGCUAGUUUCUGUUAGCAUCACCUGAAGAGCCAAUCCAUAGGUAGCAGCUAGCAGGCUAGUUUCUGUUAGCAUCACCUGAAGAGAUGAUCCACGGGUAGCAGCUAGCAGGCUAGUUUCUGUUAGCAUCACCUAAACAGAUGAUCCACAGGUAGCAGCUAGCAGGCUAGUUUCUGUUAGCAUCACCUAAACAGGUGAUCCACAGGUAACAGCUAGCAGGCUAGUUUCUGUUAGCAUCACCUAAACAGAUGAUCCACAGGUAACAGCUAGCAGGCUAGUGUCAGCGUAACCUGAUCAACAGGAAGCAGUUUGAUAACCACUGAUGCUAACGCCAACUGGGCUACCUCCUCAGGUCAUGUGACCCUUGUCAAGCUUGUCAUGGCAAUCUCUUUUUAACGGACCUGGUUCUAACAGGAAGAUGAGGUUCUGAUGGUGUCACUAAAGGACUGUGGAGAACCUGAUGCAGAACGGUUCCACCUGAACAGAACCCUGAAGGUUCCACAUCCACUGACUGACCAUGUUCUUAUAAAUAUUUUAAUUCACAUUUUGUGACAGAAGAUGAAACUCUUCCCCCUCCUCCUCCUCUUCCUCCUCCUUCUCCUCCUUGUCUUCCUCUUCAUUCUCCUCUCUUCCUCCUUCUCCUCCCCCUCUUCUUCCUACCCCUCCUCCUCCUCCCCCUCUUCCUCUUUAUCCUCCUCCUCUUCCUCCUCCCCCUCCUCUUCCUACCACUCCUCCUCCACCUCCUCUUCCUCUUUGUCCUCUCACACUUCCUCUUCGUCUUCUUCCUCCUCUUCCUCUUCAUUCUCAUCCUCCUCUCCUCCUCUCUGUAUUUUGGUACUGACCCAGGUGUGAGUGUGACAGUGUGUAUUUAUUCUCAUUGUGUUUAUUUGUUGUUGUGUAGUUGUUUCUUUUCUGACCUGCAUGAUUUGUUUGGUGUUUGUUUUUUCCUUUGAGUGUAAACAACUGUUAAACUGCACUAAGAUUAAAGUUUCACCUGGA
Messenger RNA from Epinephelus fuscoguttatus (brown-marbled grouper), 5940 nucleotides. RefSeq names its product low density lipoprotein receptor-related protein 12 (gene lrp12). Bases 747 to 3365 code for a protein of 872 amino acids. NCBI's taxonomy places the organism in Eukaryota, Metazoa, Chordata, Actinopteri, Perciformes, Serranidae. The transcript has 11 exons. Gene Ontology annotation, molecular function: low-density lipoprotein particle receptor activity; protein binding. Gene Ontology annotation, cellular component: plasma membrane. The record is from RefSeq and is a predicted model, not a curated record.